Pseudocercospora fijiensis CIRAD86 is the source of this 1866-nucleotide messenger RNA. RefSeq lists its product as uncharacterized. Bases 1 to 1866 code for a protein of 621 amino acids. The transcript is spliced from 15 exons. The record is from RefSeq and is a predicted model, not a curated record. NCBI's taxonomy places the organism in Eukaryota, Fungi, Ascomycota, Dothideomycetes, Mycosphaerellales, Mycosphaerellaceae.
AUGAGCACAUGGGGAACCUUUGGACGCCGCAGGCACAAUGUUCUCCAUGUGAUGGUCUGUAGAGCCGCAAAUGGGAUUCACACCGCCCUCGGCACCUUCGUGCUGAUAAGGAGUUGGCUGUUUGGAGAUGCCUUUGAUCCAAGCAGAGUUUCGGCACCACAGACCAUCACAGAGCUUCACUUCACACCAUCGAAGGCUCGGAUCACUCUCAAUUGUCUAUCCAACUCCAUUCCAGCACACUAUGAGGAGCAAGCGGCCGCGGCAGUGUCGAGCCAGUGUCUGAAAACUUGGACGGUCCAGCAGUGUUACUACCUCCUCUCAGGCGCUCCGAGUGUUGUAUCAGCCACGCUUGUAGGAGGAAGAACCCUUAGAUGGCCUACCUUCCAUCGCGAUUCUUCAUCCACAAGCCUGUUGGGAGGUAGCAAGGCCUCGCAGCGUCUCACCCUGGUCGGACUUCUGCUUCUGCCUCCAUUACCAUGGCACUCAACUCGAUUCGACGCGAGCAAUUCAAGUCCCGCGGUUUCUUCUAAUGAUUCCGCAUCCAAGUUCCAAGCUCGUAAUCGGAGUCGCCUCCAACUCAGCGAUGGCAAGCGGGUAAACCGUGCUUGCAUACGUGGCUUCGAAAAUGAUCUUUACUCUUCUGCUGACUCGGCCUUGGAACAGGCCCAGCAAGCUGUUCAAUCGAAGUUUGGAAAUUGCGGCAAGUCGAUGAGUACAUCCGAAGAGGUUGAAUCAAUCUUGGUUAUAGGAGUCGUACUAUGCGAUUUCAUGUUCGUUCAGCGUGCUGCGGCGCGGCGGGAAAUCGCUGUCGUAUUCGAAACGCCGAGGUAUUGGCCAGGAAGAUUGAAGAGGCAAGCUUGCUUUCUUGCCAUUGCUGGCGCGCUUCGGCAUUGCUUGAAAGAAUUCUGCGAGGUCCCAGGAAUUGUCCUUUGUGACAAAGAUCCAGUGCUUGACGGACCUUCCAGCAACGCGGAUGUUGUGGUAGCCUCCAAUGAAGACAUGGCGAGCCUGAGCAUUGCCGAUACCGGAACUUUUGAAAGACGACAUGGCGUAGGGAGUGACGACGUACUAAGAAGGGUAGACUACGAUCCUGUUGUUGCUACAUUGGGUCAACGCAUGCUAGCAAGGAGUAGUGAGGUGUUGCGCUCAUCGCCGCGAAGCACUCUGAAAUUCCCGCUGCCACACUCGCCAAUCGUGUCUGAUGUACGUCCUCCUCGCCAGAGCUGCCAUCUGAUGCGAGCUUUGAUUGCGCGCUGGAGAAGUUGUCGUGGUUGUAUAGGUCAGAGUUCCAAGGCGGAGGUGACGAUUGACGACAUGACUCAUGGAAUGCAUGUCUUUGCACAAGCAAUUUGGGCUCAGGCGAACCAGCGAUGGAGGUUUUUGGCCUGUGAUAAGUGCUUGAGCUGCUUAAGUGCAGAAACGGUCAUUUAUUUAUCCUGUGCGCUGGCUAUCAUCUCGUCUUUCUCUUACUCCCCGCCGAUGACUUCUCGAAAGCCUGCUCCAGGCAGGGAUGCAUCAAGGCCUUUCGAGUCGGGGCAGUUGAGAGCCAUAGAGGAGUCAAACAUCUGCAUAGUCCUUGUUUUAGGCAAUAAGGGCGAUCCAGAUCCCAUGUUAAACGACUACGUGGUCCUGAUUUCAGUCGACAAGGAAGCUGUAGGGAAUGUGCUGUUGCUGUCGAGAAAAUACCUUCAUAGCUUGAGGAGUUCUAGUCGUAAGUCAAACGCCUGCAUAAUCCCGAUUUCAGGCGAUAAGGAAGAUCCAGAUGAUGUGGUGGUACUGUCGAGACGCUAUCUUCAUGGCUUGAUGGGCGCUGGUGGUAAGUCAAACGACUGCGUGGUCCUGAUUCAGUCGACAAGGAAGCUGUAG